Lagopus leucura (white-tailed ptarmigan) is the source of this 2140-nucleotide messenger RNA. It is a transcript of the gene COPS9, whose product is annotated as COP9 signalosome subunit 9. NCBI's taxonomy places the organism in Eukaryota, Metazoa, Chordata, Aves, Galliformes, Phasianidae. Gene Ontology annotation, biological process: negative regulation of protein neddylation. The coding region runs from base 48 to 221 and encodes 57 amino acids. The record is from RefSeq and is a predicted model, not a curated record. The transcript is spliced from 3 exons.
UUGGCUCGGCGCGGCCGGAAGUAGGAGGGCAGAGCGCUGCGGCCGCCAUGAAGCCGGCGGUGGACGAGAUGUUUCCUGAGGGUGCCGGUCCGUAUGUGGACCUGGACGAGGCAGGGGGAAGCACAGGGCUGCUGAUGGACCUGGCCGCCAACGAGAAGGCCGUGCACGCCGACUUCUUCAACGAUUUUGAAGAUCUGUUUGAUGACGAUGACAUCCAGUGAACUUAGUUGUGCUGCUGUGCUGAGAUGUGGAAUUUUCUCUGGGAUCGCCUGUGGUCUCCUUUAUUUAUUACAAUGAUUAGAACAGGAAAAUUUCGUAGGGGGUGAAAAAGAGGACUGUGAAAAGAUGCCUAGGGAAUGUGGAAGUCAGAUGGCUAAAAGUAACCGAGAACUGUGGACUGUUAUUUCUAGGAAGGUGUUUGUAGAUCUGUCUUAAAAUUGUAUUUGCUGACAUGCUAUUCAAAAAAAAAAAAAAAAAACCCGAAAAAAAACAAGGGAAAACCACCACCAACAAAAAAAAAACCCUAACAAAACCUGUGUUCUGAGUUGCUGAGUUGUUUCUUUGUUAUUAUUAUUUCUAUGAAGUCAUCCACUGUUACUCUUGGUUAUUAUGUUUCCUGUAUCAAUAUAUUUCUCUGCCUAGUGGUGUUCUGUUCAUCUCAGAGUAUGGGAUUAUCUGCUGCUAAGAUGAUUACUUUUUUCAGAAUGGGCUUUGACUCAUUGCACUAGGAAGAAUUGAGGGUUUUGUCCAGUUUCAAGAUUGAUGUUCUGCUACCAUCAGUGCUUUGUUUCAACCUAAGUAGCAGAGGAACAAAAAGUAGUUAUUUUAGCAUUUUUUUGAUUCAGGCUUUCAUUUUUAGAAAAGUAAUUGUAUGAUAUUGCACCUUCCAGUGAUCAAAAUGAUUCUCAGGAUGAAAGGAUCAGGGAGUUUUUAAUGUAUUAUUUCAAAAUCAAGAAUUCAGUCCUUUCUUCUCUUCUUAAAUUAAUUGUUUAGGAUUAAAGUAAGGUCUAAAUUCUAUACACUCAUCUCAGAAAUAAUCCUGUGACUGAUCUUUCCUUAAAGACUUAGUUAUCAAUGCUCCGAGUGAAAUUUAUGUGCUAAACUGUAUGAAAAAAUCAAAAAUGAAACCCUUUCUUUCCUUGCCUCUUUCAUAUGUUUUUGCCUUGUUUUUUUUUCCUCUUAAGAAAGAGGGGGUUAAAAGUAUUUAUUUUAGUUGCACAUUUGCUGGCUCUGGAGCAACGAUGGGAGCACAGUGAGUAAAUAGAACUGUGUGUCUUUUUAUUUUAUUCUUGUGGAUUUCUCGCCCUCUUCUGUUUCAUCCUCCAGAGCAGUUUAAAGCAGCAUUCUGGCAUUUAUUCUGCUUAGUGUCUGACAUCACAAAGUGACCCUCUGGGAAACAGGGUUGUGGAUGCAGUCUCCGUUUUCUUUUUUAGAUCUUGCUUUGCUUGAAGAGGGGAGGGAUUUCAAGCUUUCCUCACUGAAACCAAUCUAAACAUUGACUGCUUAGUGUUAGCAGUUUUGUUUGGACUAUUCCUGUCUCUGGUGCUGUGCUUCCCCUGAGCAAGGCUUUGGGAAGUGAGCUGUUACCAGUAAACAGACUCUGCGUUCUGAGCAAGUGCCAAAUGAGAAGAGAAGGCUUGAAGAUACAGCUGCUCCCUUUUGUGCUGGUUUGGCUGCAUGCAUCUGCUGAUGCUCAGAUUCUUCAUGAUAGUUGCCUUGAAGUACUGUUUUGCUUUUUUUUUUCUCCCCCUGCUUGCCUUGUUAAAUUUGAAUCAAGAAAGAAGUAAAUCUUCAAGUUUAAUGGGGUGAUUGGCAGGGUACACAUAUUGUUAGUCAUCUGGGAUAUGAAGUUAUCUCCAGUCCAGUGAGACUGGAAGGAGAGGCUGUGUGUGUAACUGUUUUUCUAAAGAAUUCUUAGAGUGUAGGAAUUCUCAUCAGGAACUGUAAUUUCUUUGGGUCCCUUUUGGGACAGUAUUAAAAUGGAAGGGUGACUUUGAAAAACAAAAUGCCCUUGAGCUUCGACUUGUUUCUUCUUGUCAAGUCUCUCGGUCUAAUUAGUGUGCAGGUAAUCAGCCUGCCAUCAGGAGAUAAUUAUGAGAUGCCAGUCUCUAAUAAAAAUGGAAAUGUUUGCCUGCCUGCA